AAUUUACUCUAGUUUUUACAUGUGACUGUGACAUGGUAUAAAGACGACCAUAUGUUCGAAAUUUCAAGAUGGUUUUCAAAUGUGGUCAUAUUUCAAGUGUGUGUGUGUGUGUGUUAAGAUUUCAAGACAACUGGGAACUCGGGAAAAAAAGGAGGUAAAAUCAUGAUGUCACUUAUCUUCAGGUCAGAGCUCUAGAAAGAUGCCUGUGUUUCCAAAUUGGGUUUCAAUUUGGAUGACAGAUUUUUCAUUCUGAGCUCGUUUUUUUACCUAGUUGUCUUGAACACAAUGGGGCUCUCAAGUGGCGCUGCGGUCUAACAUGUUGACCACACUGUUGCAAAACAAAUGUACACAUGCAUGUUAUUCAAUCAUUGCACCCACACUGCUCUUGAGCAUCUGUGUGGCCAGGCGCUAAAAUAUAAAUUGUUUUAGGAGCAUAUACCCACCUGCCAUCUCCUCAUUGGUUUUUAGAAGCAUAUGCCCACGUGGGUGAUUGAAAGAUACAUUUAGGUCCACACUCCGGUGGGUUGUAGUAAUGCUGUAAAGUUGGUUGCCAACCGCCAUAUAAUAAAAAAAAAGAAGCCUAUAUAGUUAGCUAAAUUGCCAUGAAUGGUUAAUGCUUUUUGACCUGUCUCCAAAUUAAUAUAAUUGGUUCAGAGUUUGUUUUGAUAUUUCAACCUGUGUGUCCUGAUCACUUCCAUUGUGGUUGAAAAACAACAACUUUGCACUACAGAGGCGUCACUACAGACCCUGGUUCGAUUCCAGGCUGUAUCACAACCGGCUGUGAUUAUGGUUUUGCCGGGGUAGGCCGUCAUUGUAAAUAAGAAUUUGUUCUUAACUGACUUGCCUAGUUAAAUAAAGGUUAAAUAAGAAAAUUCAGUCCGAAGUCUGAGAUUUAUAUAUCAGAUCACAUUUUAGUUAUCACAUGCUUCGUAAAGAACAGGUGUAGACUAACAGUGAAAUGCUUACUUCGGGGCCCUUCCCAACAAUGCAGACAGAAAGUAAAUAGAGAAAUAAUAGAAAACUAAAAAGUUUAAUACACAAUGAGUAACGAUAACUUGGCUGUACACAUGAAGUGCCAGUACCGAGUCGAUGUGCAGGGGUACGAGGUAAUUGAGGUAGAUAUGUACAUGUAACUAGGAAUAAAGUGACAAAUGAUAAACAAUAACAGCAGCGUAUGCUAUGAGUAAAAAAGGUUUGUGCACAAAGGGUCAAUGCAGAUAGUCCGGGUAACUAUUUAUCAGUCUUAUGUCUAGGGGGUAGAAGCUGUUCAGGGUCCUGUUGGUUCCAUACUUGCUGCAUCGGUACUGUUUGCUGUGCGGGAGCAGAGAUAAGUCUAUGACUUGGGUGGCUGGAGUCUUUGACUAUUUUUAGGCCCUUCCUUUGACACCACCUUGUAUAGAGAUCCUGAAUGUCAGGGAUCUCGGCCCCAGUGACGUACUGGGCCAUGCGCACUACCCUCUGUAGCGUCUUGCGGUCGGAUGCCAAGCAGUUGCCAAACCAAUUGGUGAUGCACCCAGUCAAGAUGCUCUCAAUGGUGCAGCUGUAGAACUUUUUGAGGGCAUUGUCGUGCCCUCUUCAUGACUGUUGGCGUGUGUGGACCAUGGUAGAUCCUUAGGGAUGUAGACAACGAGGAACUUGAAGAUCUCAACCCGCUCCACUACAGCCCUGUCAAUGUGAAUUAUUAUUAUUAUUAUACCUUUAUUUCACAAAGACCAGACUGAGACCAAGGUCUCUUUUACAGCUGGGCCCUGCGUAUACAUGUUUGCACAUACAGUUUAGAUACAAUCAUUAAGAAACUACACAAGACAAACAAACGAUCACAGAUAACACAAAAAAUACAGCAGCAGAUUGUUACAUUUACACAUUGAAUGGGGCGUGCACAGCCCUCCAUUUGUAGUCUACGAUCAGCUGCUUUGUUUUGCUGACGGUGAGGGAGAUGAUGUUGUCCUGGUCUCUGCCCUCCACCCUAUAGGCUGUCUCAUCGUUGUCAGUGAUCAGGACUACCACUGUCAUGUCGUCUACAAACUUAACAAUGGUGUUGGAGUCGUGCGCGAUCACUCAGUCAUGGGUGAACAGGGAGUACAGGAGGGGACUAAGCACACACCCCUGAGGGGCCCCUGUGUUGAGGGUCAACGUGGUGGAUGUGUUGUUGCCUACCCUCACCACCUGGGGGCAGUCCAUCAGGAAGUCCAGGAUCCAGUUGCAGAGGAAUGACUUCAGUCCCAGGGUCCUUAGCCUAGUAAUGAGCUUGGAGGACACAAUGGUGUUGAACUCUGAGCUGUAGUCAAUGAAAAACAUUCUCACAUAGGUGUUCCUCAUGUCUAGGUGGGAAAGGGCAGUGUGAAGUGCAUUUGAGAUUGCGUCAUCUGUGGAUCUGUUGGGGCGGUAUGCGAAUUAGUGGGUCCAAGGUGUCUGGGAUGAUGGUGUUGAUAUGAGCCAUGACCAGCCUUUCAAGGCAUUUCAUGGCUACAUAUGUGAGUGCUACGGGGUGAUAGUCAUUUAGACAGGUUACCUUGGUGUUCUUGGGCACAGGAACUAUAGUGGUCUACUUGAAACAUGUAGGUAUUAGACUGGGUCAGGGAGAGGGUGAAAUGUCAGUGAAGACACUUGCCAGCUAGCUGUUCAGCGCAUGUCCUCAGUACGCGGCCUGGUAAUCCAUCUGGCACUGCGGCUUUGUGAAUAUUACUUACUCACAUCGGCUAUGGAGAGCGUGAUCACACAGUCAUCAGGAACAGCUGGUGCCGUCAUGCAUGGUUCAGUGUUGCUUGCCUUGAAGGAUAAGUAUUGGCAAUCAGCUUUGCUACUUUGAUACAAAUCGCUGAGGACUUUGUUUUGUACAGUGCCCCUCGUCACCACAAAUUACUUCAAUGAUGGCAGUCUCCGUCUAAACUAUGUAGCGAACGACAGAACAGUGGAAGAAUUUAGUGCGUGUCAUUAGACUACUUGACAGACAGAAUAGCAACACCAGUAGAGCUACAACACCCCUCAUUCUGAAAUGACACCUUUUCAGAAAGGAUAUAGUCUAGUAUGCUCAGUCCCCUUUAUAUUCACACAACCAAUGACAGGUGCAUGAGUAUUUAUUAUGGUGUGUGAAACCCAGGCCCUGUCCAGACACAACCCUUAGCCCCUACUCUCAGAGAUUUGAGAUCUGAGAGGCAUUGAUAGGUGGUGACCUGGUGAUAGCUGCACCCUCUAACAGACUUGGUAUACUUUUUUGCCAUAUUGCUUACACCUGUUCAAUCCUCUCAGAUCUCCACAAGUGCUGAGGAUGUAUGAGCUAGUGGUUGUUUCUGGACAAACCCCACAACCCUGUGGGUUUGUGGUGGACGUUCAGCACAUCACUUGAGGCAUUGGUUGGGUGUUUCAUUCCAUUGCUGGACACACCCUAUCAGGCCAAUCACCCUAACCAGGCAGUUCUGGUUCUUCCUCAGAGUAUGGUUGUGAAAAGUUGGAGAUCUGCUGUAAACAGUGCAAGGAUAUUUACAUGUCUACUAUUCACACACUUGCUUCGUUCCAGAUAAUUAGAUGUGGAACCGUUGACUGACUAUGGCUAGGGCCAUAUCUCUAGUUUAGCAAUAUAUAUACUGUUUUAUUGGCUGUAUGCCAUCAUUGAAGGAGAUUACCAAUGGUUAACCUGGUAGCUAUGAUAUAUCAGUUAGCUAACUAUUUACACUAACAGCGGUUCAUUAACACUCUCAUCAUUGUGGCUAGCUUAUCCUUUUCGAUCUAAUUUUAUAAUCUUAGAAGUAGAAAUUGAGAAAUAUAAUUAACAUAUGAAUGAUUGGCUACUAAUAGAUGAAUAGAAUGGGUGUUUGAAGGGUGAACAUACAUUUUGAAGCGACAGGAAGUGUUGGCUGUGCAUUUGGCCAAUAACAGGCAUUCCACAUUUAAAAAAUCUAAAUAUCAAGUCGUUUGUGUUUUAUAUGCAAACACAAGAACUGGAAGUUUUUUUUGUUUUCUGGUACCCGAUGGAUGGCUCAGUUUUAACUCAGAAAAUGAAUUAUCUGCAGGAACACGGGUCCGUGUACCUUUUUGCCAAUUAAUAUUUCUUAUUAGAUGAUAAGAUAAAAAACGCGUAAAGGGUCCUUCCUCCUUUAUUUGAUUUGAAUCGGAAAUCAAACAGGACGAACGGUUUUGUUUUUAUUGUCUAAAGGAAAUAUUAAAUGAUGAGAAAUUGAAAAAUUAUUUGAUUAUUCAAAUGUUGUCUUUUUAAUUAUCGGUUCUGGUUCGACCCAUGCACUAUGUUUUGGCCAGUUAAUAGUCGUGGCUUCCUGACAACACAGAAUGGGUUUCUUUAUGUUUUUAAGACAAAUUUCUUAUUCCAAUGAUUUGAUGAUUGACAGUUAAUGUAGUCGGUCAUGUGACCAGUCCUAAGUCCAAAUUGGCCUGGGUCAGUGAGACAGUCACUUCCACAACUUUUAAAAGUUUAACGACUAACCUGUAUCCUACAUAACCUACAGCUCACAUAAUUGUGGAUAAGAUUUAAUUAAAAAAUGUUUUGUGUAAAUGGGUAUGAUCAUACGAUGAUAAAUGUUUCAUUUGGGUGUAUAGGAUGGGUGUAUAGGAUAAUGUAUAGGAUCUAAUAUAAUAUUUGACAUGUGUAUUUGUAACACUUUGUCAAGAUUCGUUUUGUCCCAAGCUGAAUCUUUUCCGGUACAAAUUGGAAACGCCUGGAACACUAAACACCAAGCCUGUCACGACUUCCGCCGAAGUAGGUCCCUCUCCUUGUUCGGGCGGCGUUCGGCGGUCGGCGGUCUUUUAGCCAUCGCCGAUCCACUUUUCAUUUUGUUUUGUCUUUGUUUUAUACACACCUGUUUUCUAUUCACCAAUUACAUGUUCAUUAUUUAACCCUCUGUUUCCCACAUGUUAGUGUGCGUGUUUAUUGAUUGUUAAUGGCGGUACUUGUCGGCUGGUUAUGUUUGACGGGUUAUGUAUUUUACGCCCGUUAUUUUCGAGUGACCGUUAUUUCUCAGCACUUUGAGUAUUGUCUGUAUACUGGUGCUGUCGUGGAAUUAAAUACCUUGUACACUCAUUUCUGCUCUCCUGCACCUGAUUCACUGCACUAGUUAACCACCGCCUGACAAAGCCUUUGUCAGACAUCAGCGGAACAAGAGUAAUACAGCAUAUGGCUGCUAUUCAGCAGAUUGUUGCUCUCCAACAUAACCGGCAGCACAGUUGGUUGGUGUGUAUAAAUGUGCACAUUCUCAACAACCUGAGCCAGUUGCAGACUGAAAAUAAUGGAGCAGAAAUACAGCGUCCCUCGAGAGGAGAUCCUCAGACGGCUGGACUUUGUCUCCCUCAAUCAGCCGACCAAGUUUGCGCUGACUGCCGAGGUGCAGUUUCUAACAGCCUUGUGCUUUUAUGCAGUGGGGAGUUUUCUUCAUGUGGUUUGGGAUGGACACAUCCCAGAAAUGUGUGCGGUAGAGGGUUAGUCUAUAUAUUCAACAAUCUCAGUCAAUUUGUGCAAAUAUGUACAAAAAGUAUUUCAGCAGAUUUCGUGCGUUUUAUGUGUGGCUUAAUUCGUGUGAAAAUACAAUCAACUUAAUUUGUAGGAAACUACCAAAAAAUAUAGUAGUUUAGUAUACAGUAAUCCCUCGUUUAUCGCGGGGGUUACGUUCCGAAAAUGACCCGCGAUAAGUGAAAUCCGCGAAAUAGAAAACUUUUUUUUUUUUUUUACAAUUAGCAACUAUUACAUGUAUACAAAUACAGUGACUCACGUGUAGGCCGUUUCACUGCUCUUCAGAGCGUUUCGUCGACAUUAUGGGUUUAGGAGAUGUUCGAAAUUACAAGAUAAUUUGGCCAACUUAAUGUAAAUUUGCCAAGCUGUUUUAUGUACGUACACAUAACUGCACGAGACGACAAAAUGAUAGCACAAUUCGUAGCAUGUUUUGAUACAAGAAGCGGGAGUGAGUUUUUAGCGAAUCAGAAUGCAGAGCACAAUGCACCAAAAAAAAAAUGCAUUCUGAAAAUCCGCGAAAUAGCGAAUCCGCGAUAAGUGAACCGCGAAGUGGCGAGGGAUCACUGUAGUAGUAUUAGGGGGGGGCAAACUUCGGAACGAUGUUUCUUUUGAAAGUUAUUUCAGCUUUGCACGAUGGGCAAUGAUGUUCUACACUUCCUUUUUGUGUACCACAUUUAUUUCUAUAUUUUUUAAAAACUAACGUGUUAAUAAGAACCCAAUAUUUUUAAUCAACCAGGUUGUCACCGAAAUAAUAAUAAUAGUGACCUUGUGUUUUUUUAAAUUAAUGCCGAUACUGUUUUCUAUGCUUGUUUUCACUUAAUACUUUGGAUACAGGUGCACUUGUAGUCAGAAAUACCUUUUUUCCCCGUGUAGGCAACAGUAGGCCUACGCAAUUUUCUUCAUAACCGAUUUCAUAUUUUGCAUAUUCAUAUUUUUCAUAAAUGCAUAAUGCAUUUAAUUAUAGUCUCUUUUUUUGUGUACAUUACACCAUUUCUUUCAUAAUGCAUUUUAUACAAGGCUAUGUCGAAUUUUAUUAUGGUUGACAGAUUGGAGAAAAAAUGCCCAACUUUAUUUAUUUUAUUGUGUGGUAUUGAUGAAGGUAUUUGAUUGGGGAAUGUGGAUAUAUUUCUAUGAUGGAAAAUUAUAAUACACCAUAAUACAUGCACACAAACACUUACACACAUAUAGACACACAUACUUUGUUUUUACUCAUGUUAUAGCCUACUUUAUGAAUCAUUUUUAAAUAAAAUAUUUGUAUCUAGUUGUCAUGUAUUCAUUGUAGUUUACAUGUUUCAGUAAUAAAUAACAUGGUUAAUAGUCCUUAGCUUUUGGUAUAUUUGGCAUGUUUAUACAUAUUCUGUAUUUCCACUGAAGAAAGCAGUAAUUAAUCAACACACUACUGUAAAUAAUGGACAGUACCUGGUAUAAAAUGGAAAUUGCUCUCUGUUAAUAAAUGGUGAGAAAUGCUCAGUCUGAAGCCAUUCGGCUAUGGGUUUCACAGUCCUAUAAUAAUGAUACGCGUUAUAUCACCGUAAAAAUAGUUUAUUUACAACUUCUGAAUAACUGAUCAGGGCAUUGCACAUUCAGGCAACUUUGAUGUAAGGCUUGAUCACACCCGUAGUGAAGACUUCUAUCCAUCACGCCCAUUGUUGCUUAUCCAUUGUUCACUAGAUAUAUCAAUGUAAUUACAGAAUGCUUCCCACCACUAGAUCACAUAACUAGACGUGAGCUGGACGUGAUCCCAACGCUGCCACCAAUGUUGCGAAAGAGAGUGAAAGCUGCGACAGGGACUCUGACCAGGGCUCAUGCGUGGCAAAGUCUUCUGUUUCCCAACAUUUAUUGAUGAAUUGAUUUCCCAUUAUGAAAAUGGAUCCCCAUUCCCUAAUUAAGUACCUUUUUAUCGAUACCACAAAAAUAAACAGACAAAUCCAACUUUUUACGCCAUUGGCAACCCUCAUAAAAUCCGACAUAGCACCAGUAUGACCAUUUCAAAAACGUUGGCAAAAGAUUAGAGACACAAAGUGCAACACUUUUAUAAGCCAGUCAUAUUAGUUUACAAAUGGAGAUGAAAAUAAAAUAUUACACAUUGAACAGCUUUAAUGUGUUCAUGCUGACCCCAUUGUCAAACCCUCACUAUAAUGUUAAGUCUCCAAGUGGAUCAGAGUGACCUCUCCAUUGCAGGCUACCAAGUCAUUGUUUGCUUUGUUUUAGUUGAGCUUUUCUUUCAACUCCCUCUUGGUCUCUCAGAGUGAUGGAGGGAGAGGACCCAGAAGGAAAUCCCAGCACUGCCUCGUCUCACUCACUUCCUCCCCAAGCAGAGGCGGUAAGCCCAGCGGAUGAGGAUGAUUGUAUCACAACAGGGAGGAACUCUGAAGAGACCGCUACACACACAAACAGCAUGGGCCAGCCGAGUCAGGACCACCAGAGUGAAGGUGUCCCAGCUAAGACUGCUGCCACAGACAACAACCAGAGUCAGUCUGCCACCACCAUGGACAACCAAGCCCAGCAACAACCCACAGAAUGCCUGUCUAACACUAAACUAUGUGGGUAUCUCCUUAAACAAGGAGGUCCCCUGAAGUCGUGGAAGUCGCGCUGGUUCACGUACGAGGAGAAGAAGAGCCAGUUGUUUUACUACAGGACGGCGCAGGAUGUGACCGCUUUGGGGAGGAUUGAGCUGUGCAGAGCCACGUUCGGUUACCCCCUCCACGGAGAGCAGGGCACCUUUCACAUCCAGACCCCUGAACGGACCUUCAUCCUCAAGGCAGAUAACCAGGAGGCCAUGAUGUACUGGCUACAACAGCUGCAGCUGAAGAGAUGGCAGCACCGAGACCAGCUGACAGGAGAAUCCACACGUCACUGUACUGACCACCAGAGACCAGAGGGACAGGGGGAACUACCCACCAGCUGCCCAGAUGACUUCCUGCCCACCAUGAAGACCCCGCCAGGCCUCUUGGGCGAGGAGGCUGCCAAUCUGCCUGCACCGCAACAACGGGCCCCCCUAAGCAACUUCUCCCUCAAACAUCCUCUGAUAGAGAUUCAGAACUCGGUGCACAGUCUUUUUUACAAGCGGUCCUCCCAGGAACUAAGUCGUAGUGUGUUCCAUUUGGAGGCGCCUCCUCCCUGGACCCCACUGAACCCAUCAAAGACCCCCUACCAGACAGCCCAGGACAGGCUUGACCCUAGGACUCCCGUUGACCCCCCGACUCCUACCACCCCGCUGCUGUUGACAGACCCUGCGGGUGAGCGCUCCCCUGGGGGGGGCAGGUUGUUCCCAUGCCCAUCCCCGAGGAUCAGGAGGAAGACGAGGGGCAGCUCUGCCACCAUGCCCGCUGCGCUACGGGAAGCUGCUUCAGACAAGACAACCCGCCUUCAGCAGGAGAAACACAUGCUGGCUGAGGAGGUCAAGGCCCAGAAGGAGCUGGUGUGGCUUCUCCACAAGGCCCUGGAGGCGGCUCAGCUGGAGAAGCGGACCUGCACCGAGUUCCUGGCAGCCGAGUGUGAGCAGGAGCGUCUGGAGCUAUUGAGGCACCGCGAACGCCAAGCCGCUGACCUGCAGGGUCGUCUGGAGGAGCUGAAGGCCGAGGCGGAGGGUCUGAGGGCGAGCUUGGCCCAAAGGGACGCCCACGUGGCCGAGCUGCAGGAAAACGUCACACUGAUGAUGGCGAAGAACCACUCCAAACAGGAGGUGAUCCUGAAGCUGUCAGAGCAGGUGGCAGCCUGCAUGACCGACCCUAGACGCACCGUGUCCACCACUAAUGGCCUGGAGGCCCUGACCUUCCACCAGCUGCAGGAGGACACUGAGAACCUCAAGGAUGACAUUGAGGCCUACAAGAUCCAGAACAAGUUCCUGAACUCUGAGAUCUACCAGCUGACCAAGCUAUGGCGCAACAGUUCAGAGCAGGAGAAAAGCCUUAUGGUAAAGUGUGCCUACCUGGAAGCCCGUAACUGUCAGAUAGAGAGUCGUUACCUGGGUGUACUGAGGAAGCUGCAGGAGAGCAAGGAUCUAGAACCGGGCCAGCGGGAGGCUGUGAGGAACCUCAUAGAGGACGCACUGAAAGGAGACCUGAACGACGUCCUUGAACUCAACCCUGUCAGGGAGCAUGACGAGUAUGGCUUCAAGAUCAUCCCGGACUAUGAGGUGGAGGAGAUGAAGCUGCUGGCCAAGAUCCAGGCCCUGGAGAUCCGCUCCCACAACCUGCUAAGGCAGGAGGCCGGGGUCAGACCCCUGUUGGACCGCUGGGCUCAGUACUUGGGCGGCCGCCCGGCCGACGACCUCUGCCCCUCCCCGGAGCUCAAAUUCCUGCUGCGGUGUGGCGUGCCACGGGAGUACCGCCCACGGGUGUGGCGCUGGGUGGUGAGGGCACGCACACGCUCGCUGAGGGAGCGUCACCCGGAUCGCUAUGAGCAGCUGUGCCAGAAGAGCCUUACGUCACCCCAUCAAGCCUCCAGACAGAUCCAGUUGGACCUACACCGCACGCUCACCACCAAUCAGCGCUUUUCCUCACCCUCCAGCCCCACUCUGCAGCAGCUCCAACGAAUUCUGCUAGCUUUCUCCUGGCAAAACCCCACCAUUGGCUACUGCCAGGGCCUCAACAGGCUGGCAGCCAUAGCUCUCCUGGUGCUGGAGAGUGAGGAGGAUGCCUUCUGGUGUCUAGUAGCUGUGGUGGAGACCAUCAUGCCUCAGGACUACUACACCAAAACACUCAUAGCCUCGCAGGUGGACCAGCGCGUGCUGAAGGACUUCAUGGCGGAGAAAAUGCCCCGACUGACAGCCCACUUUGAGGAGCAUAGUGUGGACGUGUCCCUCAUCACCUUCAGCUGGUUCCUGGUGGUGUUCGUUGAGAGCCUGCCCAGCGACAUCCUCCUGCGGGUGUGGGACGCCUUCCUCUACGAGGGAACCAAGGUGAUAUUUAGGUAUGCCCUGGCUCUGUUCAAGUACAAAGAGGAGGACAUCUUGAACAUCCAUGACAACGUGGAGAUCUACCAAUACCUGCGCUUCUUCACCAAGACCAUCUCUGACGGCAGGAAACUGACCAACAUAGCCUUCAGCGACAUGAACCCGUUCCCCAUGAAGCUGUUGAAGAACCGGCGUGUGCUGCAUCUGGAGCGCCUGCAGGGGGAGCUCAGAGAGCUGGAGGCCCAGCAGAGGGAGUUUGUCACAGAGAGCGCAGAGCGUAAGGACAAGGACCUGGACACUAUACUAGUCAGCGAGGAUGAUGAGGACCUGUAGAGACUCUGGACAGAGGGAUGGAUCCUGUUGAACAAUGGCUCGGAGUUCUAGACUAUACAGCCAUCUGAUUAAGAAUAGCCUGGCUGGUACAGAUAUGACCCACCCAAAGCUCUGGUCCAAGAUACAGUAAAAAAUGUAUGUUAUUUUACUUGUAAAUUAGUACCAGGGUUAUGGUCAAGAACACUAUCUGACCAACAUAAUUAUCUCUAGAUCGUCUAAUAUAAUAUAGUGUACAUGCACUGCCAUAGGAAUUACUGCAAAAUACACAAUGUACACAUUUG
Messenger RNA from Salvelinus fontinalis (brook trout), 10969 nucleotides. RefSeq names its product TBC1 domain family member 2A-like. The record is from RefSeq and is a predicted model, not a curated record. Bases 7710 to 10688 code for a protein of 992 amino acids. The transcript has 16 exons. NCBI's taxonomy places the organism in Eukaryota, Metazoa, Chordata, Actinopteri, Salmoniformes, Salmonidae.